This is a messenger RNA of Haliotis rufescens (red abalone), 980 nucleotides long. RefSeq lists its product as uncharacterized. Lineage: Eukaryota; Metazoa; Mollusca; Gastropoda; Lepetellida; Haliotidae. Bases 88 to 579 code for a protein of 163 amino acids. The transcript is spliced from 3 exons. The record is from RefSeq and is a predicted model, not a curated record.
ACGACGCCAUUGUUGUUGUCAGUUUACAGUUACAAAUCACGUCUCUUGUACUGUUUUCUCUUGCCCAUCAUUGUUCUAUUCUCCAUCAUGUUUGCGAAUGUUGCAAGCGUGUUUCACCAAGCACGGGAUGAGGUGAACCGCAUGCAGAGGCACAGCCUGGCUCUCUCCCACCCUGACACUCCCGUCCCCCUUCCAGACCCCACCCAUCGAUUCAACUCCCAUCCGCUAGCAGCCCCACCCGUCACCCUAACUUCUGUUUCCGACCCAUCCCUCCAGUCCUCAGCUGUGUCCCUGGUCUCUGCCGAGUGUGUUGCCAUUGAUCUGGGCGAUCCAGUACACUCCCUCAGGCUGCCUUCAGUGAUUGAGACAAGCAAGCCAGUAGAAAUACCAUCUCCAUGUCAAGACAUUGAUCUAGGCGAUCCCACAACAUCCCAGCAUCCAGUAGAAUCACCACUGCCCUGCAUUGUGAUUGACAUUAGCGACACUGAGCUCCAGGAUACACAGCAAACCCAGUCAUUCGCCGGAUCAUGCUUCUACUCGGUGCUUAAUUUCGUAAAAGGAUUGUUUUCUUUCUUUUAAUAACAAUCCCAACAUAAAUACAGCAAUAGACAGCAGCAGCAAUGGACAUAAAUUGUGAUGUUUUAAAAUAUGAUUUAACAUCUAGGACUAUUUUGGAUAUUUUAAACAUAUGAUUUAUUAAACUUUUGUCCAGUUGUCCCUAUGUGUUUAUUUGAUUAUGUUUGUGUUCUGUUUUCAAUUGGUUUUUUAUAAACUGUUUGUUUCUGUUCACUCAUGCUUUGUCUUUUUUUAUUUUUGUAAUUACAACACCUUCCUAAUAAAGUAACUAUAACUUGAAAUAUACAUUACCUACCAUGUUACCAUAACAACCACUGUGACACCCAAUUAUUCAAAUACAUCAUACACAAAAAAUCCUCGAUUCUUCGAAGAAUCAACACGGCCCCAAAACGCCCUCUGUGGGG